Rasamsonia emersonii CBS 393.64 is the source of this 1851-nucleotide messenger RNA. RefSeq names its product Phosphoribosylaminoimidazolecarboxamide formyltransferase. Gene Ontology annotation, cellular component: cytosol. Bases 1 to 1851 code for a protein of 616 amino acids. The transcript is spliced from 4 exons. The record is from RefSeq and is a predicted model, not a curated record. Lineage: Eukaryota; Fungi; Ascomycota; Eurotiomycetes; Eurotiales; Trichocomaceae. Gene Ontology annotation, biological process: 'de novo' IMP biosynthetic process. Gene Ontology annotation, molecular function: IMP cyclohydrolase activity; phosphoribosylaminoimidazolecarboxamide formyltransferase activity.
AUGGCGCAGCAGAAGACAGCUAUCCUUUCCGUCUACGACAAAACGGGACUGCUCGACCUUGCCAAAGGCCUGGUCAAGCACAAUGUCCGCCUCCUCGCGUCCGGUGGCACCGCCAGACUGAUCCGGGAAGCAGGCUUCCCUGUCGAAGGUUGGAGGAGGGAAAAUGAUGACGAACAAGUGAAACAUUCAAUUGACAUUUCUGUCUUCAGGGACGUCUCUGCCAUCACUAAAGCCCCCGAAAUGCUCGGCGGCCGUGUCAAGACCCUCCACCCUGCUGUCCACGGCGGUAUCCUCGCCCGCAACAUCGAAUCCGACGAGAAGGAUCUGGCGGAACAACACAUCGACAAGGUCGACUAUGUCGUCUGCAACCUCUACCCGUUCAAGGACACCGUGGCUAAGCCGAACGUCACCAUCGAUGAGGCCGUUGAGGAGAUUGAUAUCGGCGGUGUGACCCUCCUUCGUGCGGCGGCCAAGAACCACGCUCGCGUCACCAUCCUGUCCGACCCCAAUGACUAUCCCGAGUUUCUGAAGGAGCUCGAGGCCGGCGAGGUCUCGGAGCAGAGCCGUAAGACGUACGCCCUCAAGGCCUUCGAGCACACCGCCGACUACGACAGCGCCAUCUCCGCUUUCUUCCGCAAGCAAUAUGCCGGUGACGGUCUGCAGCACAUCUCCCUCCGCUACGGCACCAACCCGCACCAGAAGCCGGCAGCUGCCUACAUGCUGCAAGGCAAAUUGCCGUUCAAGGUGUUGGGAGGCUCUCCCGGAUAUGUCAACCUGCUGGACUCGCUGAACGCCUGGCCCCUUGUCAAGGAGCUGAAGCAGGCUCUGGGUUACCCAGCUGCGGCCAGCUUUAAGCACGUCUCGCCCGCCGGUGCUGCUAUCGGUGUGCCUCUGAAUGAGAAAGAACGCAAGGUCUACAUGGUCGAUGACAUUGAAGGACUUGAGUCAUCCGGUCUAGCCCAGGCAUACGCGCGCGCCCGGGGUGCCGAUCGCAUGUCGAGCUUCGGAGACGUCAUCGCUCUCAGCGACAAGGUCGAUGUACCGACCGCCAAGAUCAUUUCACGAGAAGUGUCCGACGGUGUCAUUGCUCCUGACUACGAACCCGAGGCGCUCAAGAUUCUCAAGCAGAAGAAGGGAGGCAAGUAUCUCGUCCUGCAGAUCGACGAGACUUACACUCCUCCCCCGAUUGAGACCCGCACCUUGUACGGCGUCCAGCUGGAGCAACGCCGCAACGACGCCGUCAUCAGCCCCGAGAAGACCUUCAACAACAUCAUCACGCCCAAGGGCCUUAAGAGCCUGCCGGAGUCCGCCCUCCGCGACCUCACUGUGGCGACCAUCGCUCUCAAGUACACGCAGUCGAACUCUGUGUGCUACGCUCUCAACGGCCAGGUGAUCGGUCUGGGCGCAGGUCAACAGAGCCGCAUCCACUGCACUCGUUUGGCGGGCGACAAGGCCGACAACUGGUGGAUGCGGUUCCACGAGAGGACGCUCAACAUCAAGUGGAAGAAGGGCACCAAGCGGCCCGACAAGAGCAACGCCAUUGACAUGCUGUGCUCGGGCCAGAUCCCGCAAAACGAGAUCGAGAAGGCCGACUACGAGCGUGUCUUUGAGGAGGUGCCUGUUCCAUUCACGCAGGAGGAGCGAGAAGCCUGGCUGAAGCAGUUGGGCGACGUCGCCGUGUCAUCUGACGCAUUCUUCCCCUUCGUCGACAACGUCUUCCGCGCUGCCCGCUCCGGAGCCAAAUACAUUGCUGCCCCGAGCGGCAGCCAGAACGACAGCGCCGUCUUCGAGACGGCCGAGAAGCUCGGCAUCGUGUUUGUCGAGCAGGGAAUCCGGCUGUUCCACCAUUAA